AUGGAUGAUUUUACUACCAAUGAAUCAGAGCCAAUACUAACUGGUAUUAACUAUCUAUACGAUCCAGAUAAUGAUGAUGACUAUCCUCCCGAUCCUACAUCAUCACCAUCAACAUCAUGGGCACCUACACCUAGUAGACAUACACCUACCCCAUCAUCAUCAACAACAACAACUAGACGUACCGGGUAUUCAUCAUCGCUAACCACUGUAUCCGUACACAGAGGGGAUGAUAUACUGGUAGAGGUACUGUCCAUUGUUGAUAACACAGUCGCCGAUAGGCCGCCACCCUAUGAACAGCCCCCAGCCUACAGGCCCGGUAUGGAUACCGAGGAAAUGCCGUUUAUGAUCACCUGUCAAGUGUGCGGACAUCAAAUUGAAUUGACUACCGAUAAUACCGGUGCUCUGUAUCAGUGGUUGCCGACAAUGAUUGGCCAAUCAUUUACGGGUCAAUAUCUGGUCAAAUGUGGUAAUUGUCACGAAAAAAAUCCUAUCAAACCGGCACCGGUAGGCAAAAAAUUUAUACGCUGUUCCUGUAAUAAUCUACUGGUCUAUCGUGAAUCCCGACAACAAUUAUUGAGAUGUUCACGCAAAACGUGUCGGCGCCGUAUUGACCUAUCCAUUGGCCUGGAUGAUAUUAAUGAUCUAUAUGAUCAGGGUGAUAAUUUAUCAUUGACAUCAUCAAUUUCAUCUAGUACAACAAUACGUACUAGGCCAUAA
Molecule: messenger RNA, 717 nt
Organism: Oppia nitens
Lineage: Eukaryota; Metazoa; Arthropoda; Arachnida; Sarcoptiformes; Oppiidae
Exons: 3
Coding region: 1-717 (238 amino acids)
Biological process (GO): phosphatidylinositol dephosphorylation
Cellular component (GO): phagocytic vesicle membrane; lysosomal membrane; late endosome membrane
Molecular function (GO): phosphatidylinositol-4,5-bisphosphate 4-phosphatase activity
Source: RefSeq, a predicted model, not a curated record